Cuscuta campestris is the source of this 1665-nucleotide messenger RNA. Lineage: Eukaryota; Viridiplantae; Streptophyta; Magnoliopsida; Solanales; Convolvulaceae. The record is from the annotation of a GenBank genome assembly.
CAUCGUAGGAGGAAUUGGUCGUUACAUAAACCCCACCCCCUCCUCCGAUCCAUCUACCGUCUACAAGGCAAGACACUCAUCAUCUUAGCUGCACUGGGGACUUGAAUUUUUCCGGUUACAGCUGGAACUACACACUAACCUCUUCCAUUUUAUUUCUCCGUUCCCAUUCCCCCCCCCCCCCGGCGACAUUCCGUCACAGUUCACACUUAUGCCCGCCCCACAGGCAAAUUAGAUCCACGAACACACCUUAACAUGAAGCACCAUCCAAACCAUCAGCGUCCGUCCGAGAGGAGUUGGGCUGAACUGUUGUGUUUCGGUUGCGCGUGCGUGCAGCUUUUCUGGCCGCGCGUGGUGGUGCGCAAGUGGCUCAACAUCACCGCCAAAGGUUCAGACUUUAGCGCCGAUGCCGAUUCAGAUUGCGACUCCGAUUCCGAUCAAGAUGAAUGUAAGUGGCCACCGGAGCCGCGGUUGAAGGAUGCCGGAGGAGGUGAAGCUGAAAGGGGUGCAAAUGAAGCUGUUCUCAGGAUAAGAAGACGAAAGUCUGAGACACUUAGGGCGCAAUAUAUAAACACAAAAGAAAUUAGAGUAUGCGCUGGCACAUGGAAUGUAGGCGGAGAAGGUCCUCCUGAUGAUCUAGAUCUUGAUGAUUGGUUAGAUGUUGACAAGCCAGCUGAUAUUUAUGUGCUUGGAUUUCAGGAAAUCGUUCCUUUAAAUGCUGGUAAUAUAUUUUGCAUUGAAGAUAGCCGCCCUAUUCCAAAAUGGGAGAACAUCAUUCGAGCAACUCUCAAUAAAAUCCCACCCGUGAAUAAGUUCAAGUCACAUAGUGACCCUCCUUCUCCGUCGAGGUUUAAGCCAUCUGAAAGUUUUUAUGAUACUGAAGAAGAAAUUACACCAGAGUUUGAUAGUGACGAUGAUGAGGAAUUCGUUGCUUCAAAUGAAGAAUGUGAUGAAUCUGUUGAAGCGAGUGACUUAAAUUUGUCAGGAAAUGGUUCAAUUGUCCGUGCCGUUGUAUCUGCAUCCGGUGAUAGUCAUGAGUUGACAGCGCCAGUCACAGCGGGGGUUGAGAGGCCACUUCCUUCCUCAAAGAGAUUGGAGAGGUUGAACUGCUUCAGACCUGACGAAUCUGAUGAAAACAUAGAAGAAAGUUCAAUUCAUUAUGACAAGAAAUUAACUAAAACUCUCACGGGAGUUCAGAAGAUUAGUCUGAGUUGGCCAGAGCCGCCACUAUAUUAUCUUCAUCAUCAGCGUGUUUUAGAAAUUCCUGCUUCCAUCUCAGUUGGAACAUACAGUUCUCUCAUAUCGACCUCACAUGGUCAUAAUAGACUGCCUCCUGAUGUGGCUUUGCUUGCAAAACUGGACCUUGAAUCUUUAAUAAAGUGUAAAAGAUCACCAUAUGUGAGGAUAAUAAGCAAGCAAUUAGUUGGCAUUUUCUUAACUAUAUGGGUCCGUAGGAGUUUGCGGAAACAUAUACAGAAUCUGAACGUUUCAACAGUUGGUGUAGGCGUAAUGGGCUUCAUAGGUAACAAGGUUUGCUCUUUUCUUAAACUCUCAGCUUUCUACUAUGCAUGUUCUAUGCCAGUUGAUAUCGUAUCAACUGUAUCUUUUAGUGCUGAUGAUCAUAUAAACUAGAUCAUUUUUAAUCUGCAAUAAUGGUUGGUCACGCAU